Humulus lupulus (European hop) is the source of this 2398-nucleotide messenger RNA. RefSeq names its product cleavage stimulating factor 64. Gene Ontology annotation, molecular function: mRNA binding. The record is from RefSeq and is a predicted model, not a curated record. Lineage: Eukaryota; Viridiplantae; Streptophyta; Magnoliopsida; Rosales; Cannabaceae. Gene Ontology annotation, cellular component: mRNA cleavage and polyadenylation specificity factor complex. The coding region runs from base 303 to 1982 and encodes 559 amino acids. Gene Ontology annotation, biological process: mRNA 3'-end processing. The transcript is spliced from 10 exons.
AAGAAGAAGAUCAAGAACAAGAAGACAAAGACAAAGACAAAGACACUUCCUUUUAUAUCCAUUUUUGGCUUAGGAACCCUUUCUCUCUCUCCUUCUCACUCUCUCUCUCUCCGACUUCUCAAACUCCAUUAACGGACACCAAAUACCUUCCUUCCACUCCACAACCAAAUACCUUCCUUCCACCCCACAACCAACUACUACUGUAUAACACUCCAAAACCACACUUGACUUGGAGUGGCAUGCUUAGGAGGAAGAAGAUGAAGCCGUGCUUCACCUUCUUCUUCUCCAUCUCCUCUUGAUUCAUGGCUUCUUCUUCUCAGCAUCGCUGCGUUUUUGUGGGAAAUAUACCUUACGAUGCGACCGAGGAGCAGCUUAUAGAAAUUUGCCAGGAGGUUGGACCUGUUGUGUCUUUCAGAUUAGUUAUUGAUAGAGAGACUGGGAAACCGAAGGGUUAUGGGUUUUGUGAGUACAAGGAUGAAGAGACAGCUUUGAGUGCUCGACGUAAUCUUCAGGGUUAUGAGAUCAAUGGUCGCCAAUUGCGAGUUGAUUUUGCUGAAAAUGGCAAAGGUGCUGACAGAAGUCAACAGGGUCGUGGAGGACCUGGACUGGCUUCAAGUGCCGAUCUUCCAAAACAAGUUGGUGGUCCAUCAAUUCUAGGGGAUUCUGUUCAACAUCAGCCAAUUGGUCUCCAUGUAGCUAUAUCGUCUGCAGCUGUUAUGGCAGGAGUGCUAGGUGGUUCUCAAGGCCAGUUGGCGUCGGCUAAUGAUCCUUUAAGUCUUCACCUGGCUAAAAUGUCAAGGAAUCAGCUGUAUGAAAUUAUAUCUGAUAUGAAGGUAAUGACUACACAAAACAAGGAAUUAGCUCGUCAACUGUUGAUUGCAAGACCACAGCUGGCAAAAGCUCUAUUUCAGGCUCAGAUCAUCCUAGGAAUGGUGUCGACACAAAUGUUGCAGACACCAAAUCUGAGGCAAUCUUCUGGUCAUACUUCGCAGACUCCUUUCCAAGAUGGCCAGGCUGGUCAACUACCAGCUGUUCAACCUCAUUCUCUGUUACCCCCUCUAGCAAUGACAAUGGCUAAUAUGCCGUCUAAUUUGAUGCCCAAAGUUCAAGGUCAAGUUUCCACAGGGCCUCCAACUGCAAUUCGUAACCAAUUUUCUGGACCCCCACAACUUCCUAUACAGCCACGAGGCCAGCUUCCCCAGAAUACAAAUGAGCAGGCUUUUCAACAGGUCGUUUUGCGUGGGCAAUCAUUAGUUUCACCUUUUCCUCCUCUUCAACCCCACUCUUCAAGUAGUCUUUCUAUUCAACCACAGAUUCAGGUUACAAACUCCUCUUUGAAUCCACAGAUGCAGCGACCUCCUCUUAAAAAUCCAGGACAAGUUGUAACUUCAAAUAUGGGGCAUAAUAUCCAAAUGGUCCUGUCAAAUGCUAACAUACAGCCAUCACUUCUACCACGCCAGUCAUUACCUGAUGCAGGGUAUCAGCCUGGCCCCUCAAUAUCAUCAGGUAUUUCACAGCCGAUUAGUAGAGAUGUUGAUAGGUCUGCUCAAGUUUCUGUCGAUGCAACUUGGGCCCGCAGAGGCAAUACUAAUCAAAAUUUGCCUCUGGGGAUAGCAGAAAAAAGGAGUAUGCUUUCUGAGCCAAUGGACUUGAAUAACCACUCUUCAAAAAUAAGGAAACUGGAUGAUGGAACUGUACCAGUUACAAAUUUGAAUUCGUAUAAUGCCAAUGGAUCUACACCAUCCCAAGUUUCAGCAGCUGCUUCAAUACUUGCAAAUGCUGUUCCUAAAUCAGAUGAUGCUCAGAUCCCAGGGAAACAAAUCUCUCAGCAGCCGCAGCUUCCAUCAGGGGAGGAGGCCGCCUUAUUGCAACAAGUGCUGAACCUCACGCCCGAGCAGUUGAUUUCAUUGCCGCCAGAACAGCAACAACAAGUGGUUCAGCUCCAAGAAAUGCUGCGGCGCCAACAAAUACAGCCGCCCUAGCGGGAUUUGAUUAGAAAAUAAACAAGAUUUGUUGAUUAUCGAUGGUAAACGAGUACAGGCCUCAAUUCAUUUGCUGGAGUAAUAAAGCUUUAUAGUUGAUUGUAUUCCACUCCAGCUUCUUGUAAAAUUAAUAGUAGCAGAGAUAAACUUCAUAAUCUGAAAAGCCAUUGAUUAUGUUGGUUAGAGAGAGAGAGAGAGAGAGAGAAGCUUGUGAUUAACAUAGUAGCUGGAUAAUUUUUUUUUUCUUUCUUAAAAGAGGAAUAGGAAAUUUUUGUGUAAUCUCUAGUUGGCAGUACUUCCAAAUUUUCUUUUUUCAUAGUUGAUUUCCAAGUUUUAAGUCUACUUUCGGUGUUUUGUAACUUUUGACUCUUGUGUUUUAUUAUUGAAUGAGACAAAAUGAAUAAUUAAGUCUAAAA